AUGGGCUGUGGAAUCGCAACGCUCUUUCCAUACUCUAAAGGGAGUAGUGUGUCUCCGACAACUGUUAGAGGCGAAAAUUAUAUAUUGUCCACUAGUAGCGAUUUGAAGGAGCUGAAGGCGGUGGUGAGGGUCCCUUUGGAGCAGUCGGACCCGCCCCGCAUGCUUGGAAAGGAGAAGUACAUUAUAAGUCAAGGGGCAGUUGUUAUGGACGAUCGACCGGUGGCACAUAUGCCGUCCGCUGGUAUUUUGCUUUUGUACUGCACAACAGACCACAUCGACUUCACAGUGUCAUACCUUGAGCACGACACGAGGGCAAUAUUCGCCCACUCCUUCACAGACAAGGAGCUCGCAGACUCGAAAGAUGACGCCGGCAUCACGUUUUCAUGGGGAUCGUUCUUCAAGUCCCUUGCAUCGGAUGUUCAAAGACAAAAGGCAACGGUGACUCCCGCUCCGGGUGGUGGUAAAAAUGUGAAUUUUACCGUUACCAAUAUAAAAGAGUCGGACCUAAUGUACAAAUACAUUUGCAAGCUUCCCCUUGUCUCACUUCCCGGUGACGAAGACUACAGAGUACGUGUUGUAGAAUAUAUUGUGGAGCCCAUGACUCGAAUGACUCAAAUACGCCGACGCCGGAGCGAGAUGAUUUGUCCACGUCUCUCUCUGGAAUCUCUGGAGUGUGAGCGUGUCGUGCGUUCUGCGAUGCUACAAGAGAGCAAAAAGAAGGUGGAGAGGUUGCUUGCUGAUUUGAAGCCGCUACGGGAAGAAUCUUCCGUGGCGGCGCAGAAAACAAUGGAACUUGCCUUCUGUGUCAAUGAUUUGAGAAAGCGUUUGCGCCUGCUGUGUGCUGCCCCACCCUCAAAGGAUCCAUUAGAUGUGCUGUACGACAAGGGGGGCGCACAGUACUUUGAACACACGACGCAGGCAGUGAAGUAUUACCCGGUUGAAACUGACGUUGACACGGUCGUUUUGGCGUGCAUUCGCGCAGCCUUUCCACUCCCUCCCGGUGCUCCUGCUGAGAGCGCGAUGGACGUCUUGGACCUUCCUGAGCUGCAACCGUUGCUCGACAAUUCUUCCAGGCAGGCUGUGAGGGAUGUACUUGAAAUUCUUUGUGGCAUUGAUAAAUGGGGUUACGAUGUGAUCCGCCUAGAGAUAAUGACAAAUGGCAACUCUCUCUUUUAUACGACUUACACGAUUCUUUAUAAAUUGGAUCUAGUGGCCCGCUUUCAACUUGACGACGCGACACUGCAGCGCUUUCUACUUGGUGUCCAAUCGGGAUAUCACCCCAAUCCCUAUCACAACUCGAUGCAUGCGGCAGACGUCACGCAGGUUAACUACUACAUUAUUUUUAUCGCUGGAAUGAAGGAGAGGUGCCAGCUGCGGCCGGAGGAGCAGCUGGGCGCCGUGCUCGCUGCAGCCGUCCAUGACUUUGAUCACCCCGGUUUGAAUAACAAUUUUCACACUAGAACGAAUGCGUACUUGAGCACACUUUACAACGAUAGGUCAAUCCUUGAAAACCAUCACAUAGCUUCCGUCUUUCAGUUGCUGAAGCACCCGUCUUACAACGUUCUGGCACCACUGAAUGACGAGCAGUUCCGCACUGUACGCGAGACAAUGGUAGAAAUGGUUCUAGCCACGGAUAUGUCAAAUCACGGAACUAUACUGAAGAGGUUCCAGUCGCGCUUGGUAGAGGCUAGUGACUGGAGUGCGAACAAACAGGAUGUUCUUGUGGCACUUUCUAUGAGCAUCAAAACAGCCGAUCUCUCAAAUUGCAUUCGUCCCUAUUACAUAUACUCGGAAUGGUCUUCGUAUAUUGCACAAGAGUUCUACAAGCAGGGUGAUGAAGAAGAGAGGAGCAACCUCUCCAUUUCCCCCUUCAUGAAUCGUAAAACGAGCGACAAAGACUUCCCUGAAGGACAGAAGUCAUUUAUAACAUAUGUGGUGGCACCAAUGAUGGAAGCAGUGGUGAUGUUUCUCCCUCAUCUCCGUUUCACCCUUCAACUGUGCGAAAAUAACCGCACUGCAUGGUGUGAGUAG
Molecule: messenger RNA, 2031 nt
Organism: Trypanosoma brucei brucei TREU927
Lineage: Eukaryota; Euglenozoa; Kinetoplastea; Trypanosomatida; Trypanosomatidae
Product: 3', 5'-cyclic nucleotide phosphodiesterase, putative
Exons: 1
Coding region: 1-2031 (676 amino acids)
Biological process (GO): signal transduction
Molecular function (GO): 3',5'-cyclic-nucleotide phosphodiesterase activity
Source: RefSeq, a predicted model, not a curated record